Messenger RNA from Rhopilema esculentum, 1899 nucleotides. RefSeq names its product transmembrane prolyl 4-hydroxylase-like. Gene Ontology annotation, cellular component: endoplasmic reticulum. Gene Ontology annotation, molecular function: procollagen-proline 4-dioxygenase activity; L-ascorbic acid binding; calcium ion binding. Gene Ontology annotation, biological process: peptidyl-proline hydroxylation to 4-hydroxy-L-proline. NCBI's taxonomy places the organism in Eukaryota, Metazoa, Cnidaria, Scyphozoa, Rhizostomeae, Rhizostomatidae. The record is from RefSeq and is a predicted model, not a curated record.
AGCCUCCUAUGUGUUAAUUAUUCAUUAGGAGUUUACUGCUAGACGAAUUUGCAUGUCACCUGUCUGGCGUAAAUCAGAACAGAUGUUUCCGGAUAAUUAUGUUUAAAUUUCUAAUUGAAUUUCAGAAAAGUAAAUGCUUCAGUAGUAAGUUACUGUUGCCGCGACAUGUUCCCAUAUAGAGGAAACUCGACACGCGUAAUUGGCCUAUUAUUAUUGGCCGACAUUUUACUGCUUGUUGCUAGGGUGUGCAGCAGUUUCUAUUAUGGAGGCAAGGGUACGGAUGAAAUUGCUGAAAAAUCGAGAUUCAAUCAAAUAUUUGCCGAGCUUCAAAACGAGUAUGCCGAGUUUGAGUUACCUAGGCUGGUACCUAAACAGAUUGGGGAAUCAUUCAAGAUGGAAGUUGAUAACGGACGAAUCGUGACUGCAACAUCUUUGAGCCGAAAGCCACCAAUCUUCGAAAUCAAAGAUUUUCUCAGCGUUUCAGAGUGUGAUUCCUUAAUUGAACUUGCCCAGAAAUCUGGAUUGGAGGAAAGCGUUACACUCGAUGACAAUGAAGGUCUGAUGGAACGACUGCGUGAAAUUAAUGAUUUUUCCAUUUGGGAUAAAAACAAAAACAGUUAUGUCGAUGCCAGCGAGAUAAGCUGGAUUUUUAUGCAAUAUUUCGAUUUUGACUCCGAAGAAGACAAAGUUUUGAGAAUGAUAAAAGACUUGAACGCAGACGCUGAUAAUGAUGGCCAGUUAUCAAUGAAAGAGUUUGAAGAUUUGAACCUGAACAAGACUGCACUUGGUUUUAUCAGAUUGAUUAAUGAAAUCAAAGCCGAAGACCCAUCUACGAAGGGGCGUUUUAGCGAACAGACGUUUUUAGGUGACGAAAAACAUCCACUUUUAUCGCGGUUACGGCAACGGUUGUCAGUUUUAACUGGACUACCUAGAGAAUUGAUAGAUAGCAGUGAAGAUUUGCAGGUUGUGCGAUAUAAGCCGGGCGGUCAUUACAACUGCCACCUUGAUAGCGAAGAAAUACCGCGAGUAAUGAACAAGUGCUGCCACCUCCCUGAAGCAGGCGACCCGUUCAAGGGUCUCUGCCAACUAUGCAGGUAUAUGACUGUGCUGUAUUUCCUAAACGACGUGGAAGAAGGGGGUGAGACCGCAUUUCCUCUUGCUGACAACGAGACGUUAAGUCGUGAGGAAUGGACAGAGGAUGCUGAAGGGUUAUGCAAUCUGGCCCGAAAUUGCAAAAAAUCACGAGUUGUUGUAAAGCCCGAAAAAGGAAAGGCCAUUUUAUGGUACAAUCAUCAUCGUCGCAAAGAAUCCGGGUGGAUGGGACAGAUCGAUUAUCGGAGUUUUCAUGGUGGUUGUAAUGUAUGGAAAGGUCAGAAAUGGAUUGCGAAUAACUGGAUUAAUGUAAGUCCAAUCCGUGACGAAGAUCUUAGGUUGUGGGCUAAAUUGAGAUCAGAUGAUAGGCACAAGAUGCAGGGUGAAUUUUUUGUAGAUGAGAAUUCAACCGGUCCUGAAAAAGAAGAGAUUGACAUCCAAAAUGAUGUCAGCCAAGAAAGGGUAUUUGGUGUAAACGAUGAAUUUAGAAACAAGGUCUCAAAAAAGAGCAUAAAUGCUGCCAAUAUCCAUGAUAGCAUUGUAGGAAAGCAAUCUCCACAGACUUUGGACCAUAGUGAGCUGUAGACGAGUGGCAGACAAACUGUCAUUAGUUCCGUUAGCAUAACAAUUAAAAUAAAUGAUAGCAUAUUUAUGAGGGGGUUUAGGCUAGAUCGUAUUGUAAUAUAUUCGUACUUAAUCUAUUUUUCUACUAACCGUAAUCUCUAGGUAAUUAUUCAAUACAAAAGUGUAGAGACGAAUCAAAUAUCAGUUAUGGUAUUUUAGAUGAAUAUGAACUGUGUAUAACUA